UUCGGCCGCGAGGGCCGCGGUUCGCGGCGGUGCGCGGCGGUGCGCGGCGGUUCGCCGCGGGUGGGCCCCGCAUUCAUGAGCGCUGAGGCGGGGAUGACGGUGGAGGCCUUCUUUCGGCUGCCGGAUGGCAAGCAGAGCUUCAGCCCCUUCGACGGCCAGUGCCAGGAGGCCUUCGUCUCGGGGCUGGACGUCCUCUUCGACUUCGGGAUUGUCCAGCACGUGCCGUGGACCUGGGUCACCGCCGUGGACGGCAAGCCCAUGGCACCCCAGGAGACCCAGGACGCCCCGCAGGCCCGGCGGGAGGAUCCCACCACCGCUUCCAGCGGCGAAGAGGAGCGAGACGCACGGGACCUGGAGAAGGAAGAGGAGCUGAGGCGGCAGAAGGAGGAGCAGGAGAAGCGGCACAAGCUGCUGAGGUUGGGCAAGUACCUGCAGACCAAGAGCAUGCACAUCUUCCGGAAGGACGCGCAGGCCAUCCGCCGCGAGCACGCGGAGAAGGUGAGGCAGCAGGAGGAGGAGCAGCGGAAGAAGGAAGCCGAGACCAUGCGCAAGGAGGAGGAGCAGCGGCGACGGGAGCAGCAGGAGCAUCAGAGGAAGCUGCGGGACGAGAAGGAGGCGCGCCGCAAGGCGGAAGAGGAGCGGCGGAACGCCAUCGAGGAGAAGAAGCGGGAGAAGCUGCAAGCCAAGGCGAUGAUUGCUCAGAAGGAGUCCGAGCGGCAGGCAGAGGAGGAGCGGAAGCGGCAGGAGAAGCUGGAGCAGGAGCGCCAGCGGCGGCUGGACUUGCAGAGGCAAGACGAGGCAGAGUCGAGGGCCCGGGAGGAGCAGCGCAGACAUCAAGAACUGCAGCGGAGAGAGUUGGCACGAGUGAGGGUGGAGCAGAAGAAGGAGGAGGAGGCCAAGCGCCGCGAGCGCCUGCUGGCCCGGAAGCAGGGCUACUCCUGGCGACAGGAGGUUGCGGAGGCACAGAAGCAGAGGCAAGGAGACGGAGAGGACGUCGGCGAGGAAAAGGAGAAGGAGCAAGAGGAUGCCGCGGACAAGCGCAGGGCGCAGAUCGAGAUGGAGAGGAAACGGCGCGAGGAGGAAGAGAUGCGACGGAAGACCGCGGACUCCGUCCCAGCCAGUGAGACCUACGAGGAGAAGAAGCAGCGCUUGAUGGCGUUGGCAAGGCAAAAGCGGGAGGAAGUGGCAGCAACCGCCAAGUCGAGGCUUGCGAAGAUCAAGUUCAACGGCGAGAGCGACGAGGACUCAGACGAGGUGGAUGACUUCAUGAUCUCAGCGCGGAAGCAGAAGGAGCAGGAGAAGAAGAAACAGGAGAUGGAGAAGCCAGAGGUCGGGGAGGAGGAGCGGCGCCGGGCCGCGGAGGCGCGGCUGGCAAGGCUGGCAGGGCUGAGGCAGAGGAAGCUGAAGCUCCAGGCGGAGCCGGAUGCUGCGCCGGCUCCGAACGAGUCGGCGCAGGUUUCGGGCAAAGGGGCAGUGGAGGAGCCGGCGCCGACUGACUCAGCGCCAGCUGAGCCAUCUGCGCCCGACACCAACGAGGAGUCAGCUCCGACUGCGGAGCCCGCGGCAACUGUGGAGCCAGCGCCGACUGUGGAAGCAGCGGCGACUGCGGAGCCAGCUGUGCCCGACACCAACGAGGCGGAGCCGGACGCUGCGCAGGUGCAGGCAGAGUCGGCGCUUGACAUUCCGGGCGACUCAGCAGUGGCCGAAGUGGAGGAGUCAGCUCCGACUGCGGAGCCUGCGGCAACUGUGGAGCCAGCGCCGACUGUGGAAGCAGCGGCGACUGCGGAGCCAGCUGUGCCCGACACCAACGAGGCGGAGCCGGACGCUGCGCAGGUGCAGGCAGAGUCGGCGCUUGACAUUCCGGGCGACUCAGCAGUGGCCGAAGUGGAGGAGUCAGCUCCGACUGCGGAGCCUGUGGCAACUGUGGAGCCAGCGCCGACUGUGGAAGCAGCGGCGACUGCGGAGCCAGCUGUGCCCGACACCAACGAGGCGGAGCCGGACGCUGCGCAGGUGCAGGCAGAGUCGGCGCUUGACAUUCCGGGCGACUCAGCAGUGGCCGAAGUGGAGGAGUCAGCUCCGACUGCGGAGCCUGCGGCAACUGUGGAGCCAGCGCCGACUGUGGAAGCAGCGGCGACUGCGGAGCCAGCUGUGCCCGACACCAACGAGGCGGAGCCGGACGCUGUGCAGGUGCUGGCAGAGUCGGCGCUUGACAUUCCGGGCGACUCAGCAGUGGCCGAAGUGGAGGAGUCAGCUCCGACUGCGGAGCCUGCGGCAACUGUGGAGCCAGCGCCGACUGUGGAAGCAGCGGCGACUGCGGAGCCAGCUGUGCCCGACACCAACGAGGCGGAGCCGGACGCUGCGCAGGUGCAGGCAGAGUCGGCGCUUGACAUUCCGGGCGACUCAGCAGUGGCCGAAGUGGAGGAGUCAGCUCCGACUGCGGAGCCUGCGGCAACUGUGGAGCCAGCGCCGACUGUGGAAGCAGCGGCGACUGCGGAGCCAGCUGCGCCCGACACCAACGAGGCGGAGCUGAACGCUGCGGAGUCGGCGCUUGACAUUUCGGGCGACUUAGCUGUGGCCGAAGUGGAGGAGCCAGCUAAGACAGCGGAGCCCACACCGAUUGUGGAGCCAGCGCCGACUUUGGAGCAGACUGCGGAGUCAGCUGUGCCCGACACCAACGAGGAUCCAGCACUGACAGCAGAUCCUGCGCCGACUGUGGAGCCAGCUCCAACUGCGGAAGCAGCUCCGACUGCGGAAGCAGCGGCGACUGCGGAGCCAGCUGUGCCCGACACCAACGAGGUGGAGCCGGAUGCCGCGCUGGUGCAGGCAGAGUCGGCGCUUGACAUUUCGGGCGACUCAGCAGUGGCCGAAGUGGAGGAGCCAGCACCGACAGCAGAGACAGCGCUGACUGUCGAGCCUGCGCCGGACACGGAUGAGGCCAUCCGCCGUCGGCUACACGCCUUCCUGGCUCAGGGCAGGCAGGAAGCCGAGAGGUUCCAGAAGCUCGGCAUUGUGCAGGCUAAAGGGGUGGAUCCGGAUGUGCUGAGGAGCACCCUGCUGGACCUUCUGGAGAAGAAGCGAUUGGAGAAGCUGGACACCGUUUUGAGCCGAAAGUGCCAGUUGCUGGAGCUCCUUGCGAGAAAGCGAGACGACAUUGCCAGCGGCAUGCGCACGAGCCUGGACGACGAAGAUGAUGAGGCUGAGCUGGGUGAGCUUCGAAAUCGCUUUCACGCAUUCUUGCAAGAGCACGGCCGUGUCUCCGAAGCCAGCCGGCGCCUGCAGAAGACGCCGGCCUGGGCCGCGAGGAUCGGCCUGGAAUCGAAAGAAAGUAGCUCUGCAGAGGCAGAGAAGAUGAAUCAAACAACUGCAAAGGCCAGGCUUGCAGAGGAGAAGCAUGCCAAGGAGGCAGUGGCUGCAGCGUCUGCAGAAGCCAAGCGUGUGGAGGAGGAAGAUCGCACCAAUGAGGCGGCGGAGGCAGCCAGGAAAGCGGAGGAAGAGCGCUUGGCUGCAGAAGCAGCAGCUGCGGAAGCCAGGCGUGCGGAGGAGGAACAGCGUGCCAAGGAGGCAGCGGAGGCAGCCAGGAAAGCGGAGGAAGAGCGCUUGGCUGCAGAAGCAGCUGCAGAAGCCACGCGUGUGGAGGCGGACCAGCGUGCCAAGGAGGCAGCGGAGGCAGCCAGGAAAGCGGAGGAAGAGCGCUUGGCUGCAGAAGCAGCUGCAGAAGCCAGGCGUGUGGAGGAGGAACAGCGUGCUAAGGAGGCAGCGGAGGCAGCCAGAAAAUCGGAGAAAGAGCGCUUGGCUGCAGAAGCAGCUGCAGAAGCCAGGCGUGUGGAGGCGGACCAGCGUGCCAAGGAGGCAGCGGAGGCAGCCAGGAAAGCGGAGGAAGAGCGCUUGGCUGCAGAAGCAGCUGCAGAAGCCAGGCGUGUGGAGGAGGAACAGCGUGCCAAGGAGGCGGCGGAGGCAGCCAGGAAAGCGGAGGAAGAGCGCUUGGCUGCAGAAGGUGCAGCUGAAGCAGAAGCUGCAGAAGCCAGGCGUGCGGAGGAGGAACGGCGUGCCAAAGAGGCAGCGGAGGUAGCCAGGAAAGCGGAGGAAGAGCGCUUGGCUGCAAAAGCAGCUGCAGAAGCCAGGCGUGUGGAGGAGGAACAGCGUGCCAAGGAGGCAGCGGAGGCAGCCAGACAAUUGGAGGAAGAGCGCUUGGCUGCAGAAGCUGCAGCUGAAGCAGCAGCUGCAGAAGCCAGGCGUGUGGAGGAGGAACAGCGUGCCAAGGAGGCAGCAGAGGCAGCCAGGAAAGCGGAGGAAGAGCGCUUGGCUGCGGAAGCUGCCGCAGCUGCAGAAGCCAAGCGAGUGGAGGAGGAACAGCGUGCCAAGGAGGCAGCGGAGGCAGCCAGGAAAGCGGAGGAAGAGCGGUUGGCCGCACAAGCUGCAGCUGAAGCAGCAGCUGCAGAAGCCAGGCGUGUGGAGGAGGAGGAGCGUGUCAAAGAGGCAGCGGAGGUAGCCAGGAAAGCGGAGGAAGAGCGCUUGGCUGCAGAAGCAGCUGCAGAAGCCGGGCGUGUGGAGGAGGAACAGCGUGCCAAGGAGGCGGCGGAGGCAGCCAGGAAAGCGGAGGAAGAGCGCUUGGCUGCAGAAGCAGCUGCAGAAGCCAGGCGUGUGGAGGCGGAACAGCGUGCCAAGGAGGCAGCGGAGGCAGCCAGGAAAGCGGAGGAAGAGCGCUUGGCUGCAGAAGCCAAGCCGGCUGAGGAGGAUGCCUCUCAAGUCAGAGAAGCGAAGAAAGCAGAGCUGAAGAACCGUUUGGUCAACUUGCUACACCGCAAGAAAGCUGAAGGAGCGUCUGGUACAGCGAAGACGCCUCAGGCGGAGCCAGAGGCCCCGCCGGCGCUGAAAGACGAGUCGGCGUUUGAGACUUCGCCCGAAUCAGGGGCCAAAGCAGAGGACGGCGACAACUCCACGGAGCCAACGCCAAAGGUGGUCGGAUCCCGGCCAGUGGUGCCGGAUACUGACGACCAGGCGGAGCCGCACACCGCAGCGGCGCCGAAAGACACGUCGGCGCUUGAGACUUCACCCGAGCCGGGGGACAAAGUGGAGGACGGCAACGGCCCGGAGCCAGUGCAAAAGGCGGCAACAGCCCGGCCAGUGGUGCCGGAUGCAGACGAGGACUCCUCUCAAGCCCGAGAAGCAAAGAAGACAGAGUUGAAAGACCGCUUGAUCAACUUGCUGAACCGCAAGAAAGCUGAAGGAGGAUCUGGUACAGCCAAGACGCCUCAGGCGGAGCCAGACGCCUCGCCAGAUGUUCCGGAUACCGAUGAGGACUCGGACAGCAGCGACAGCGACGACCUUGCGAGCGACGACUCGGGCGAGGACUCGGAGGCUCCCCCGCGGCCCCCGACGCCCGUGCCGGCGCGGGCGCGACCGCUCGCGGCGCGGCCGGCAGUGCCGGACAGCGACGAGGACGAUUCCUCUGACUCCGACCCCGGCGGCUUUCUGAACAUCGUGAAGGGCAUCCAGGCUCAGACCCGGAAGGGGGAGAAGGACGCCCAGGAGCCCAAGGAGUCCAAGUCCAAAGCCAAGGCCAAGGCCAUCAAGAAAGACCAGGCCUUUGAGCUGGAAAAGGACCGGAAGGAGGCAGCAAAGAGGACUUUAGAGCUCAUGGAGGCGAGGCGCAUGGUGGAAGUGGCCAUGGAGGGCGAGGACUCCAAGAAGAAGAAGAGCCGCAAGAGGAACAUCGUCAACAAGCGGUGCAGCGUGCAUCUCAUCAGGCAGAAGAUGGAUGAAGAGCUUGCGGCACAGGAGCGCGGGCCCCGGUACGUGAACAACGUGGCUGUCUUUGUGAAGAAGGGCCAGAAAGACAUCGACGCCAACGAGGCAGAGGUUCUGGUGAAGAAGGACGAGAAGGAAAAGGCGAAGAAGGCGAAGGAGAAGGAGGAGAAGAAAAAGGCCAGCUGA
Messenger RNA from Effrenium voratum, 5934 nucleotides. The record is from the annotation of a GenBank genome assembly. NCBI's taxonomy places the organism in Eukaryota, Dinophyceae, Suessiales, Symbiodiniaceae.